UAUUAAAUAAAAAACAAAAGACAUAAUUAUAAUUGUUCAAGACCUUUUUUUCGUUUGGAGUCAUACUAAAGAAAAAAUUUUUAAUAAACUAUUAAAAAAAAACACAAUAAAUUUAGAACACCCUGUCAGGGAAGUUAUUUUGCGGCUCAAUACAAAACUUCAGUGUGAUGCUAUAGAAUUUUUUAUACGGGAUAAAUUACAAAUAAAUUAUUUAUAACAAAAAUAGAUAAGAUCAAGUUGGCUGUGCAGUUUUACCUCGAACUACAGUAUAUAGCUAAAUUAAAUUUAGUUAAUGUAAGAUGGUUUUAUUAAUACCAAAUGAGUUGUGAAUGACUUCUGAAAUGAGUUUUGAAAUGGAUUCCGAAAAGGACGUUCAACAUCCAGUUAUCCUCUUAAUGGGAAAAACAGGGGCAGGGAAAAGCGCUCUCGGUAACCUGCUUCUUGGGCAUACUGAAUUUGAAGUUUCAGACGGAUUUAAUUCGAAAACGAAAAAAUGUUGCGUAAAAACGUUGUCAAUUAAAGGCAAUACGUAUGAUAUUGUUGACACACCUGGAGUUUUUGACACUAGUCAAGAUGACUCUCUUAAAGAAAUUGCAAAAUUCGUCCAUAAAUGCGCUUAUGGGAUCAAGGCAAUCCUUUUUGUUUUAAAGAAGGAAAGGUUCACUGAUGAACAAAGGAAUACUUUGAAAGAAAUAGGAACGUUUCUUGGAAAAGAUGCAACAAAUAAUAUCAUUGUUGUAUUUUCUCACGCAAGUCCAGAUCAGAUUAAGUGUAAAGACAAAAUGAGAAUGGCUUGGAGUGAUGUACCACUUUUUAGUUCUUUUAUUCAAGAUAUUGAAUUCCGGUGGAGUGUCUCUCCAGAUCCCCAUCAUCUUGAUGAUGACAGACAAAUCAGUGAAGAACGAUUAAUGGAGAUCAAGACUUUUAUUAGCAAUAUACGGGAAAUUUACACCACUCGACAACUUGAAGAAAAUUUGGAAAGACAAAAGGAAGCGAAGCGCCUAAAAGAAGAGGAAGAAAGAAGAAGGAGAGAAGAAGAGCGGAGAGAAAAGGAACUAACAAUUUUUGAAAUGGUAGCGGUUGGAGCGUCAAUCGGAACAGAAGCUCAGCCAGGACUAGGAACAGUAGUGGGUGGCGUUAUCGGUCUUUCGUUUGGCCUUGGGCGUGCAAUUAAGAGAAAAUUGUAGCAUUGUCCGUUGUUAUUAGUUAUUAUUAUCAAUAU
Messenger RNA from Rhizophagus irregularis DAOM 181602=DAOM 197198, 1222 nucleotides. RefSeq lists its product as uncharacterized. NCBI's taxonomy places the organism in Eukaryota, Fungi, Glomeromycota, Glomeromycetes, Glomerales, Glomeraceae. Gene Ontology annotation, molecular function: GTP binding. The record is from RefSeq and is a predicted model, not a curated record.